CCCAAAAUUACGGAAACGAGGCGACCGACAGACACGACAAAUGUCUUUAUUUGUGUGCAGGGUCAGAGGACAUGUAAAUUUACAAUAUUAGGAUACCUUGAGAUUUUUCUGCUAUCAUCAUCUGCAAAAUGUCCAGCACAAACCAUUCACCACUAGAUUUUUAUAGACGCCAAGCAUCGUGCACUGUCAAAGAGCUGCAGCGCCAUUUUGAUGAUGAGAAAUGUUUGGAAAUGCGUAGAAAAAUAUGGGACACCUUGGAAAAAGACCCAUUAUUCCAGACUACAGAAGCUGAAAUAACUGAACAAAUGGAUCUUGAUGAGUGUAGGCGAUUAGCACAUAUGAGAGCCAAGAGAAUUUGUGGAUACCAGUUUGUUGAUUUAGAAACAUUCUUGGAGUACCCACUUGUUGGUGCAGCCCUGCAAAGUUCGAUUGGAAUGUUCAACCGAGAUUGCCUAACAAGUUAUCUUAUUCAUUUGACUAUGUUUGGAAAUACAAUUAAAGCAACAACGUCAAACCAUGAGCUCCUAGAAAUAGCAGACAAAGCAGAUAGAAUGGAGGUUUUUGGCUGUUAUGCCUUGACAGAAAUCAGCCAUGGCUCCAACACCAAGGGGAUGCGAACAACAGCUACAUAUGACCCUCUAACUCAAGAAUUUAUUCUACAUACACCUGAUUUUGAAGCAGUAAAGUGUUGGUCAGGCCAUUUGGCACACACAGCAUCUCAUGCUGUCACAUUUGCAAAGCUCUACACCCCAGAUGGAAUUUGUCAUGGCUUGCACAGCUUUGUUGUUCAAAUUAGAGACCUAGAAACAUGGGAAACCUUACCUGGCAUUACUGUUGGUGAUAUGGGAAAGAAGCUUGGCCUUAAUGGAUUAGAUAAUGGAUUUAUGCGAUUCAACAAUGCCAGAAUUCCUCGAACUUAUCUUCUAAAUAAGAAUGCAGAUGUAACUCCAGAUGGAAAAUAUGUAACCAGUGUCAAAGAUGAUAAGAAGCGAUUCAGUGCAACUCUUGGUACUUUGCCAAGGGGAAGAGUUAGUAUACUUGGUGUUGGGGUAUCCAAUCUGAAAUGUGCUCUCACAAUAGCAAUAAGAUAUUCUGCAGCUCGUAAACAAUUUGGUCCAAACAAAAAUGAAGAAAUCCCAGUUUUAGAAUACCAAAUGCAGCAAUGGAGACUCAUCCCCUUUGUUGCCACCAUAUUUGCGCUUGACAAUUACUACCAAUCCUUAUUCAUUGAUUGUUUUAAAAUGGAAACAAGUCUCAUGUUUGGAGAAAAAGGAGAAAGGCUGCAUCAUUUGGGUCGCGAAAUUCAUGCUCUAUCGUGUUCCGGCAAGCCGCUUGGUUCAUGGAUGGCUCAGCGAGCGAUUCAAGAGUGUCGUGAAGCUUGUGGAGGCCAUGGAUACUUAGCAGUAAGCCGCUUUGGGUAUCUACGUGAUUCAAACGAUCCAAAUUGUACAUAUGAAGGGGAUAACAACAUGCUUCUUGGUCAAACAAGCAAUUACUUGAUAAGCAAAUUAAAAGACAUGAAAAAUGGACUGGACAUUUCAUCUCCGCUUGGGUCGGUAAAUUUCAUCCAACGACUUGACCACAUACUCAAAACAGGCUACACGUCGGACAUAACAACACCCCAAGGAAUAUUGCAGGCCUAUGACUGGCUUGUUUGUUAUUUGCUGGUUGAAAGUGAUAGAAAGCUUCGUGACCAGUUGCAAAGUGGAAAGGAUGAGUUCACAUCUCGAAACGACAGCCAAGUUUACUACAGUAGAACUUUGGCUUUGGCCUUCAUUGAGAAAGUGGUGAUAGAUAGUUUCUACCAAAAAGUGUUCCAAAGCAACAUAUCAGCAAAUAUUCGUGAUGUGUCUGAGCGUAUGUUCCGUCUGUACGGAUUAUGGAGUCUAGAAAAUCAUCUCUCCACUCUCUUCCAAGGUGGCUACUUUAAAAAUGGAGAAUACGCUAGGACUGUUCGUGAUACUGUUCUUCAGCUUUGUUCAGAGCUCAAACCUGAUGUUGUUACGCUGGUUGACAGUUUCGCGCCUCCUGACUGGGUUCUUCAGUCAGCGCUAGGACACAGUAAUGGCAUGCCACUGAAAAAUUUAUACGAAAAUUUUACAAAAGAUCCGAAGAAAAGUGAAAGAAUUUCAUGGUGGCGGGAUGUCCUGAAUCGUCCGGAGGAUUCACCUACAAAAAGCAAACUCUAAACACAUUGAUUUGCUUUGUAAAACGAUGAAAUAAAAUGGUGUAUUCUGUGAAGACAGUCUCGCUUCCACUCCUCAUCACAAGGAGGCAUUUUCAAUGAUUGAAUCUGAAUUUUAGGUUGUUCAUGUUUGAACUUUAAUUAGAAAUUAUGCGCUGCAGUAACAGUUAAACUUUAUCUGUAAGAUAUAUUUUACGAUUCAAACUGUUUUCCAAGGUUUUAUGUGAUCACAUGAAAGGACGA
Rhopilema esculentum is the source of this 2428-nucleotide messenger RNA. Lineage: Eukaryota; Metazoa; Cnidaria; Scyphozoa; Rhizostomeae; Rhizostomatidae. The record is from RefSeq and is a predicted model, not a curated record.